CUUCCUGGCACCAUCCAAACUCCGCUGUCCCUUGGAACAGUCUACCUAAGAUCCGGAUCCCUCUGACCGAGCAUCGUCUUCUUCGACUUCAUUAUGCCGCUCCUCGCACAGAACCCCACUCCCCGGGUUAUCCUCGGCUUGAUGACCUUUGGCCCCAAUGAAGCUGAGGGUGCUCGGAUUACCUCCCUUGAGGAUUUCAACAAAUGCCUGGACUAUUUUCAACAGCAAGGUUUCAAUGAGGUCGACACGGCCAGAAUCUAUGUUGGAGGAGAACAAGAAGCGUUCACUGCUGAAGCCAAAUGGAAGGAACGUGGUCUGACUCUGGCAACAAAGGUGUAUCCGAAAGUCCCGGGCACUCACAAGCCUAAUGUCUUGCGAGAAACACUCGAAACAUCUUUGAAGCAGCUGGGAACAGAGAGUGUUGACAUCUUUUAUCUGCAUGCACCCGACAGGUCGGUUCCCUUCGCGGAAACCUUGGAAGCUGUCAAUGAAUUGCACAAGGAAGGCAAAUUCGUAGAACUCGGUCUGAGUAACUACACUGCCUUCGAGGUUGCGGAGAUUGUGACCAUCUGCAACGAACGAGGCUGGGUCCGGCCAACAAUUUACCAGGCCAUGUACAAUGCCAUCACACGCAGCAUAGAGACCGAGCUAAUCCACGCUUGCAAGCGCUACGGCAUUGACAUUGUAAUUUACAACCCCCUUGCUGGUGGACUCCUCUCGGGCAAGUAUAAGACCCAAGAUGUGCCAGAAGAAGGUAGGUACAGUGACAAGGCCCAUAGUGGAUCAUUGUACCGCAGUCGGUAUUUCAAGGAUGCUACCUUUGACGCUCUAAGAAUUAUCGAGCCUGUCGUGGAAAAGCAUGGAUUGACAUUGCCCGAGACUGCAUUUCGGUGGAUCCGUCAUCACUCUGCGUUGAAUAUCAACGAUAAUGGCCGUGAUGGAAUUCUUGUCGGAGUGAGUAGCCUUUCUCAACUGGAAAGCAAUCUCAAGGAUAUCCAGAAAGGCCCGCUACCCGAUGAAGUGGUUGAGGCUCUGGACAAGGCCUGGUUGGUUGCAAAGGCUUCGGCUCCCGACUAUUGGCACCUCCAGCUCAAAUAUACAUACAAUACCAAAGAGGCAUUGUUCAAGCCUAGUGCCAAGGCUUGAGUGCAUACCAGGGUAUCUGGCAAGAAUUUAAACUGGGAGAAUGCGACAAUAGGAAUGAAUAUUCAUGACAGCAGUUCCAACUCGCUUCGCGAUGG
Molecule: messenger RNA, 1241 nt
Organism: Aspergillus costaricaensis CBS 115574
Lineage: Eukaryota; Fungi; Ascomycota; Eurotiomycetes; Eurotiales; Aspergillaceae
Product: aldo/keto reductase family protein
Exons: 3
Coding region: 94-1146 (350 amino acids)
Molecular function (GO): oxidoreductase activity
Source: RefSeq, a predicted model, not a curated record